Molecule: messenger RNA, 2440 nt
Organism: Boeremia exigua
Lineage: Eukaryota; Fungi; Ascomycota; Dothideomycetes; Pleosporales; Didymellaceae
Product: glycoside hydrolase superfamily
Exons: 3
Coding region: 253-2007 (584 amino acids)
Biological process (GO): carbohydrate metabolic process
Molecular function (GO): cation binding; alpha-amylase activity; starch binding
Source: RefSeq, a predicted model, not a curated record
GAAUGGCUGUCAGGCACGACGCAGCUCCGCACAUGAUCGUUCGAACUCCGCGAAUGACCGGAGUCCGAAUUGCCUUGUAUCAUGAUUCAUGGGAGAUGGGCAGACACUGCCGGUCGAUCCUCUCGCAUCCUGAUCCAAGACCUACGUACGCAACGCGGUGCUGAGAGGAAAACGUCAGCUAUAUAUUCGGCGUAACACAACGCAAACCGGACCUCAUCAGAACUCGAGUUCGGUUCAUCAAUACGCAUCAGUAUGAUGUUCUUCAAGGCUAUUGUUGCCUUUUUGCUCCAGGCCUCGUCCCUGGUCGCGGCUGCAGACACGGCUGCAUGGAAAUCCCGCAGCAUCUACUUUGUACUCACAGACCGCAUCGCCCGCAGUAGCAGCGACACUGGAGGCGGCUCAUGCAGCAACCUCGGGAAGUACUGUGGCGGUACCUUCCGGGGUCUCGAGUCGAAGCUCGACUACAUUCAAGGAUUGGGCUUUGACGCCAUCUGGAUCACGCCCGUGGUAGCAAACAGCGCAGAUGGAUACCACGGGUACUGGGCCCAGGACCUGUACGCCAUCAACUCCAACUACGGCACUGCCGCCGACCUGAAGAGCCUCGUCAGCUCGGCCCAUGCAAAGGGCAUGUAUGUCAUGGUAGACGUGGUAGCGAAUCACAUGGGAUUCGCAAACAUUGCCGACAACCGUCCCGCGCCGCUGAACCAGGCGUCCUCCUACCACUCGGCUUGCAACAUCGACUACACGAACCAGAGCAGUAUUGAAAACUGCCGCAUUGCCAACCUACCGGAUCUCAAUACGCAGAGCUCGGAGAUCCGUACUCUCCUGAAUACCUGGAUCAGCUGGCUUAUGAAAGAGUAUAGUUUUGAUGGUGUUCGCAUCGAUACCGUCAAGCAUGUUGAGAAGGACUUUUGGCCCGGCUUCGCCAACGCUAUUGGGGCCUACUCCAUCGGCGAGGUCUGGGACGGUAAUCCAACCUAUCUUGCUGGUUAUGCCGGCUUAAUGCCGGGCCUUUUGAACUACGCGGUUUACUACCCGAUGAAUGCGUUUUACCAACAAACCGGCUCCGCUCAAGCCCUGGUUGAUAUGAUCAACACCGUGAGCUCUACCUUCCCCGAUCCCGCCGCCCUUGGAUCGUUUAUUGAUAAUCACGAUAAUUCCCGUUGGUUAAACGUGAAGAACGACCAGACCUUGUUGAAAAACGCCCUCGCCUACAUAAUCCUCGCCCGCGGCAUCCCCAUCCUCUACUACGGCACUGAGCAAGGCUACGCUGGGGGUGCCGAUCCCGCAAACCGCGAAGACUUGUGGCGCAGCUCCUACUCCCGCACCACCCCCCUCUACACCGCCAUCGCACGCCUCACAGCAGCCCGCAAAGCCGCCGGCGGCCUCGCCGGAAACGACCACGUCCACCUCUACGUCGCGAGCAACGCGUACGCCUGGAGCCGCGCGGGCGGGAACCUAAUCGUGCUGACGACCAACGCGGGGAGCAGCUCGAACGCCCAGCACUGCAUCAACACGCAGCGCGCCAACGGGCGCUGGACCAACGUGUACGGCUCCGGCACCGUGACCUCGGACGGCAAUGGGCAGGCAUGUAUCUCCGUGUCCGCAGGCGAACCCGUCGUCUUGCUCGCCUCGUCCGCAACGCCCUCCACCACGCUGCGCACGUCCUCCACCCCCGCCCCGACAAUAUCGUGUCCCGCCACCGUCGCCGUCUCGUUCACCCACCGCGUCGCCACCGUGCCCGGCGACACGAUCCGCAUCGCAGGCUCGACGGCGCAACUCGGCAGCUGGAGCCCCGCCGCGGCGCCGGCGCUCAGCGCCACGCUGUACACGGCCAGCAAUCCGGUGUGGAAUAUCACGCUGCGCAUGGCGGCGGGACAGGCGGUGUCGUACAAGUUCGUCAAGGUGGCGAGUGGCGGCGCGGUGACGUGGGAGAGCGAUCCGAACCGUGCGUAUACGGUGCCGGGGUGCCAGGCGGCUGCUAGCGUGGCGAGCUCGUGGCAGUGAGGGCGGGAGCGUGGGGGCAUGUGGCAGUGGGUCUGGGAACGUGGGAGUGCGCACGUGGUAGUAGGCAUGUGGCAGUGGGUUUGCGAAGGUGGUGGUACGAACCUAGCUGUGUAGCCGGGGGAUUGAACACGAAGUGACUGGGAGAUUCGAACUUGCGUACAUGGGUAGUACAUAGCAACAUCAACACCGGUUUUGUUUUUUGUUUCUCCACACACACAACCAGCCCAGCCCACGCCGCAGCAAAAGCCGCAUCGACGAGGCCCUAUAAUCCCAUGAACUCAGGCGCGCCCAAAACGUGUACACCUCGGAACCCCUCAAGAACAGCCCAGGCCCCUUCGCCCGUGGCUCAAAUGCCGUGAUGUGUGUGUCCCACCAAGCCAUCUCCGAGACAUAUACACCAUGCGCCACACACAUAUAUGACCCACGAGCGCAC